GUUCGAGCAACACGAACCGCCCAGCCAACAGUUGAAAUCAGUACGAGGUACAAUAAGCCUGUAGAAACCAGCAACAUGACAGCAGCACAAAGAGCAAGCUGCAAUUCCUUGUCCAGUACAGCAGAAACGGACAAAGCACAACCAUAUAAAGUAGAAACAUUAAUAGCAGCCACUACAAGCUUAAGGACCAGCCAUUUUCAAAGCAGAAACAUCAAGAAGGAGCCACCACAUCGAAACCAACAAGAACAACACAGGCACAAGCACAACAGAGGAUCUGACAUCCAUAUUUCAAGACUGACUGAUAAUUAAACGAAGGAUAAUGGAGGAUGAACCUGCAACUGCAAGUGCGUUGCUGAUGAAAAGAGCUCUUGUUAUAGAAGUGAAAGAUCCAUUAAAACUUAAAAAAGUUAAGCGAGGAAGUGGAGUGAGGGAGAGUUCCAUCUCCUUGGCCCAAUUCGCACGCACGUCGUCUAGCGUAGACAUAAACUACCACCUAUACCCGUGUUCUCUUCUCCGUCCUCUGACUUCUGAGCUGGUGGCCGGGACCAGGCACUCUCAUACGACUGUCGUUCAGGCCCAAGCCCAUUACUUUGUCUUUCUGGCGAGUUCAUUAUAGCAUGCCGUUUAGAGCAAACGACCAGCUCGUAUGCAUUGUCAGAGAACGUACAGUCUUCAUCUAACGUCACCGUUUUAAGGUUUUCUUUCACGAUCAUCCCCGAAGCAAAAAGAUACUACAAGGGCAGAACUUAGAAAGGUGACAACCAUCGGCGGCAAAGAAAGGGCCAUUUUCCUGAGAAUUAAUUAAUGGCAGAGGAAGUAGGUGCAGAAUCCGAGACUGGGAAGGUGGAGAAGGCGAUGGAAGGAGUGGCAUCAAUAGCACUGUUGGCAUGUGGGUCCAUCUCUGGCCACUUCAUCCAACUUCCCCAUUCUGUCUGCUAUGGCCUUCAUGGCACAGAGUUGGAAUGUGAAAGAGAGUGCAGCAGGGGUGAGGAUUACCGCUUGAUCAAGCUCACAAUCAUCGACUACAAUAGAAAGAAAGAACAAAGUCUCGUAGUGGAGUGCAGAGGCCAUGAUGCUGCCCGCUUCCACAGCAUUGAUCAUGCUCAUGGGUGGGAGAAUGAUGUUGUGGGUAUGGUUGAACAUAAGGAUGGAAAGAACAAGAUUUUGGUUUCUUUUGCAUGUGAGACACUGAAAGCCGAGAAAGCAGCAGAAGAACAUAUCAGGCAGUUCAUGCCAAAAUUGGCCGGGCUAGAUGCUGUUGUUAACAUCGGUCCGAUGAGCAUUGCUGGGCUUGACUUUGGAGCAGAAGAACCGGACAUUAGGCAGGAUGUAUGAUCCUGUGAAUGCGCUUCUAUCCUUGUUUGUACUCAGUUGGAUUGUAAACCCUGACAACGUGAAAUCAAUUUGAUCCAUGCAGUUCAUUGCAA
This is a messenger RNA of Juglans regia (Persian walnut), 1427 nucleotides long. RefSeq lists its product as uncharacterized. The coding region runs from base 805 to 1335 and encodes 176 amino acids. The record is from RefSeq and is a predicted model, not a curated record. NCBI's taxonomy places the organism in Eukaryota, Viridiplantae, Streptophyta, Magnoliopsida, Fagales, Juglandaceae. The transcript is spliced from 6 exons.